This is a messenger RNA of Hermetia illucens (black soldier fly), 1023 nucleotides long. RefSeq names its product sentrin-specific protease 1-like. The record is from RefSeq and is a predicted model, not a curated record. Gene Ontology annotation, molecular function: deSUMOylase activity. NCBI's taxonomy places the organism in Eukaryota, Metazoa, Arthropoda, Insecta, Diptera, Stratiomyidae. Gene Ontology annotation, biological process: protein desumoylation. The transcript has a single exon. The coding region runs from base 1 to 1023 and encodes 340 amino acids. Gene Ontology annotation, cellular component: nucleus.
AUGCAACAAGCAGUAAGAAAUUAUAACGAUAGGUAUCACUCUACAAUUAAGCGCAGGCCAAAUGAUGUGCAAUCACACAGUAUAAAUUUCGACGAAGUAAGAGCAAACCUAAAGAAAACAAAAGAAAAAUGGAUAAAUAAAACAAAUGAAAAACGCGAGGAAUACAAUGAAAAAAGGACAACAGGCUUUUUAAAGAACUAUAAAGCAGCCAGAUUAAAACAUCAACCCAGAUUUGUUAAAGGUAAACUUCAAAAUGUUCAUCCCAGCAAUAUUAAAAGGCCCUUAAAAUUCAAUAUAUUGCCCAUUGAGAAAGACUAUCCCGAUAAUAGAACAGAACUUCCAGACCUUACCGAAGAACAACUAUCAAUAAUCAAUACAGCAAUAAACGAAGGUCCAGAUGACGAAGUGUUAACAUCCAAAUUUCGUAUGGAUAUCACCAGACGCGAUAUCAAAUCAUUGAAAAAUAAUAAAUGGUUGAACGACAAAAUAAUAGAAUUUUAUUUGAAAUUAAUCGUCGAACGCAGCAAAGAAAGUAACUUUCCAAAUUCACCCAAAGUCUUUGCGAUGAACACAUUCUUCGCUACACGCCUUCUCAAUGUAGGUUACCAAUCAAUUAAAAGAUGGACACGAAGCGUAAAUAUUUUCGAUUAUGAUAUUCUACUGAUACCAGUACACGUUAACCAAAACCAUUGGGCUAUCUCCAUAAUUGAUUUCCCUAACAAAACAAUGAAAUACUAUGACUCAUUAGGAGUACCCAAUGCGCAAAUUUUAGAAACUUUAGAAGAAUAUUUAAGGAACGAGUCCAUGGAUAAGCCACAAAUUCCAUUCGAUACUUCAAACUUUAUCAAAGAUGCAGCCGCGAACACACCUCAACAGGAAAAUGCAAACGACUGUGGUGUAUUUAGCUGUAGCAUCGCAGAAAAUAUUUCUAAACAUCGCCAAAUUUUAUUCACACAAGAAAAUAUUCCUUACAUUCGAAAAAGAAUGAUAGUCGAAAUUAUUCAGGGAAAAUUAUUAACAUAA